UUUCUCGGAGCAUGUGAGAAAUGCAUUGACCAUGCACAGUCUAUUUUAUUGAAUUCAAAACCACAAUUUGUAACUUUCUCAUUAUCAAUAAUAAGAGACAACAAGAUGAAGCGGAAAGUUGCGGAAACACUGACGGAAGGCGACACAGAGGUGGAAGUGGAGUCCGCCGAGUCGCAGCACAGCCAGGAUGAGGAUGAGAAACCGGCUAAACAGCUCAAGGGCGAUUCGAAGCCUUCCAAGGCUGGCAUCGUCAAGCCACUGAAAGUGUCCAACAAGGAACUGUACAAGGCGCCAACGCCGGAGGAACUGAGCCAGCUGAAGGAGACGGAGAGCCUGUUCCACUGCAGCCUUCUGAAGAUGCAGAUGGAAGAGUUGUUGAAGGAGGUGGUUGUCAGUGAGAAGAAGAAGCGUAUGGUGGACACCUUCGUGCUGAAGAUCACUGAGCUUCUACAGUCUGUUCCAGAGACGCCUGUGGUGGAGCUGAGUGACACCACUUGGCUAUCGAAGGUGGAGGUGCCGUUUAUCUUGGUCCCUAAGUCAGUGAAGGGCAAGUUUCACAUGGAGCCCCCAGCCUCGGUAACCCUGAUCGGUAGCUACCCCCUGGGCACCUGCACCAAGCCACGCGUCUCCGUCGACCUAAUGGCUACCAUUCCUGCUAAUGUUCUGCACCCAAUGGAUGCAAUCAACCAGCGGUAUUCCCGUAAGAGGGCCCUGUACCUGGCUGGCCUGGCUGAACAUCUCCUGUCCUCCAAGGAGGUGGGGACCAUGCAGUAUUCCUGUCUCCAUGGAAACCGCCUCCGGCCUGUGUUGCUCCUCACACCUCCAGGUAAAGAUGGUGGUAGUGUGACGCUACGCAUCCACGCCUGCCCACCACCUGACUUCCUGAAGCCCGGGCUGCUGCACCCGCAGAAGAACAAGAUCCGAACCGAGUGGUACACGGGCAUCGAUGCCCCGCAGCUAGGAGGUCCAGAUGCCCCCACCCCGCACUACAACAGCACAGUGCUGGGGGAUCACCUGCCCGCAGCCCACCUGCAGUUCCUCAGUGCGGUACGGGAGCAGUGCGGGGCCUUCAAGGAUGCCGUGGCCCUCCUCAAGGUGUGGCUCCGGCAGAGGGAGCUGGAUCAGGGUUCAGGGUGUUUUGGUGGUUUCCUGGCCUCCAUGCUGUUGGCCUAUCUCCUCACAUCUCGCAAAGUCAGCAACCACAUGUCGGCCUAUCAGCUGUUCCGGAAUGCCCUCCACUUCCUGGCUUCAACAGACCUGACAGAGAAUGGCAUCAGCCUGGCCAGAAACCCAGACUCCUCAGCACCCAGCCUCGCCGACUUCCACAGUGCGUUCCAGGUGGUGCUUGUGGACCCCUCUGGUCACCUCAACCUGUGUGCUGACAUGACAGCACACACCUACAAAAGGAUCCAGCAUGAGGCGUCACUGUCGGUGCGGUUCUGGGAUGACCCGACCUUAGACGGCUUCCAGGCUCUCCUGAUGACCCCCAAACCCCUCAUCAGGACCUACGACCACGUCUUCCAACUUCGUGGACUGACCAAACUGCAGUCUGCUUGCAAGAAGCUCAACCUCUUCAGCGAGCUCAUGGACCACAGUGGGAACUACAUCUCCACUGCGCUACCUCUUAUUCUGUCCCUCCUGCAACGAGGACUAGGAGAACGGAUCCACCUGCUCGUGCACGCGCUACCCUCUAGUCCUGAGUGGCCAGUGAGCGUUGAGCCCCCCAAACAUAAAGACCAGCCCCCCCUCUCCUUCGGCCUGCUUCUCAACCCGGAGCACUUGGCCUCUGUGCUGGAGAAGGGGCCCCCUGCAGACAACCCGAAGGCCGCUGAGUUCCGCCAGCUGUGGGGCGAUCGCUCCGAGCUGCGGCGUUUCCAGGACGGCGCCAUCACAGAGGCGGUACUCUGGGACGCCCCCACCUUCUGCCUCAAGAGACUGGUGCCCCAACAGAUCAUCAGCCACCUGCUACAGCUCCAUGCUGAUAUCCCCUCCUCCUGUAUCCGCUAUGUGGGUGGACUGCUGGAGAACGUCAUCAUUGUACAGGAAGAGAGCUGUGGUACCGGUGAGGAGGAGAGUCUGAAGGUGGUGCAGAGCUAUGACGACCUGAGCCGCAAGCUGUGGCAGCUGGAGGACCUUCCACUGUCCAUCACCUCCGUACAGGGGGCGCACCCUGCACUCAGAUACACACAGGUGCUGCCCCCUGUCCCCUACAAGCUGAACUACAAGCAGUUUGAUCGGGAGAAGAGGACCAGAGCUCUGCUGCCCCAGAUGGGAAGUCCCUGCCCUGCCUACAUCACACCCAUCAAAGUGAUCUGCCACAUGGAGGGCAGUGGCAAGUGGCCCCAUGACGCGCUGGCCAUCCGCCACAUCAAGGCUGCCUUCCACAUCCGCCUGGCAGAGGUCCUCAAGAAGACCCACGACUAUCCCUGUCACCCCACACCCACGCACCUGGACGUCUGGAAGGACGGCUAUGCGUUCCGCAUCCAGGUGGCGUACCACCGCGAGCCCCAGGUGCUGCGGGAGCUGCUCUCCCCAGACGGGAUGCUCCUGAGCAGGGACAACCCGCAGGCCCAGGCCCUGGAGAUGGAGACCCAGCACCGGACACUGCUCACCAGCACACUGCAUGGGCUGCAGCAGCAGCACCCGUGUUUCGGUGCGGUGUGUCGCCUGGCCAAGCGGUGGCUGGCUGCCCAGCUGCUGAGCUCGGAGCUGGGGGAGGACGCGGCGGACCUGCUGGUGGCACACCUCUUCACACACCCUGCACCACACACGCCACCCAGUUCCCCUCAGGUGGGCUUCCUGAGGUUCCUUCACCUGCUCUCGUCCUUCGAUUGGAAGAACAGUCCACUGGUGGUGAACCUCAACAGCAAGCUCACAGCGGCUGACUACACGGACAUCAAGAACUCCUUCACAGCCGCUAGAGAGUCCCUGCCAAUCAUGUUCAUCGCCACGCCAACAGACAGGAAUCAGUCCAUCUGGACCAGAGACGGCCCCUCGGUUCAGAUGCUGCAGCGCAUCAUCGCCUUAGCAGCAGGGAGCCUGCAGGUCCUGGAGGACCAGCUCACUGACCCAACACACACACAAGACGUACGGGUGGCGUUCCGGCCUCCUCUGGACGUGUACGAUGUGUUGAUCCACCUGCAUCCGGAGCAGGUGCCCCUGGUGGGGCAGGCGGUGGACCCCCCCGAACAGGAGCCGUCCCGGGGGGCCCAGCAGGGCAGCAUAGCCGGAGGGGCCCUACCCGUUAUUGACUACAACCCCGUCAGCUUCUACCUUGCAGAGCUCAGGGAAUCGUUUGGUGACAUGGCACUCUUCUUCUAUGACUCCUAUGGAGGGACGGUUAUCGCGGUCUUAUGGAAGCCAAAAGCCUUCGCACCACUGCCCUUUAAGACGGGUGCGAUGGGGGCUCGGCGUGUAGAGGUGUGUGAUGACAAGGUGAGCUCCGUGCCAAACGUGGAAGCCAUCCUGCAUGACUUCAGUGUCCUUGGGGAGGGCUUGGUGGACAAGAUCGUGCCAAGGACAGAGCAGUGGGUCGUCUAAACAUCCGAGCACCACACUUUGAACUUUCAAUGGAAAGAUGUGGAAAAACAAACAAACAAAAAGCAACACGUUUGUGAAAGAUUAUGUGUGUAUGAUGCCAUUUUGUAUUGAAAGAGAUAUUAAACUACAUUAUUAACCAGAA
Molecule: messenger RNA, 3682 nt
Organism: Engraulis encrasicolus (European anchovy)
Lineage: Eukaryota; Metazoa; Chordata; Actinopteri; Clupeiformes; Engraulidae
Gene: nol6
Product: nucleolar protein 6 (RNA-associated)
Exons: 26
Coding region: 106-3540 (1144 amino acids)
Biological process (GO): tRNA export from nucleus; rRNA processing
Cellular component (GO): CURI complex; UTP-C complex; small-subunit processome
Source: RefSeq, a predicted model, not a curated record